Molecule: messenger RNA, 1361 nt
Organism: Procambarus clarkii (red swamp crayfish)
Lineage: Eukaryota; Metazoa; Arthropoda; Malacostraca; Decapoda; Cambaridae
Biological process (GO): digestion; lipid catabolic process
Cellular component (GO): extracellular region
Molecular function (GO): enzyme activator activity
Source: RefSeq, a predicted model, not a curated record
CUCAGGCGAGUGUGAUGACAAUAGUGGCGUGAUUGGUCAAGAGGGUUGUGACUUCACAGAGCGGAGGGUAUAUAUAGGAGCGGGAACACUGCUGGCUUCCAGUCCUCCACAGGAUAACGUCUUACACACUACACUACUGAGAGCGUGAUGAGUGUGGGCGCCGAGCGUAGAGCACUGUGGGUGUGGGUGGUGGUCGCAGGCAUACUUGUGGGCACCACCGUGGGCAUACCCUCUCGUGUGGCCAACAGGAUGAUACCCAGCUGGUGGGUCAAUGCCCGGACGAAGAACACGUGUGUGACGUGGGCGGACUGUGGGCCGGGGCGGUGCUGCGUGCGACCCAUGCUGGCUACGAACAGUUACUGUCUGCCCUACAAGACCCGGGGCCAGAUCUGUGACGCCUCCGCCAUCCUUGUAGACGUCGAGAACGAGGUGUACUUCGACCACUGCCCGUGUGAGAGGCACUUGAACUGUGCCAACUUGCACUCCAGCAGUGUGUGUGUCGACCCUGAGGCCCUCCAGCAGCUCGUCCUCAGCCCCUCACCACAGUCCAUCAAACUGUAGUGUCUGGCACUCUGAUUCACCACCACCACCACUAUGACGCAGCCAAACACCGCAUACUGACCCGAGAUGACAUCACAAACACCUGUCAACUAACACCACACCUGUCAACUAACAACUGUCAACACCACAACUGUCAACUAACACCACGCCUGUCAACUAACACCACGCCUGUCAACUAACACCACGCCUGUCAACUAACACCACAACUGUCAACACCACAACUUUCAACUAACACUACACCUGUCAACACCACAACUGUCAACACCACAAGUGUCAACUAACACCACACCUGUCAACUUACACCACAACUAUCAACACCACAACUGUCAACUAACACUACACCUGUCAACACCACAACUUUCAACACCACAACUGUCAACUAACACUACACCUGUCAACACCACAACUGUCAACACAACUGUCAACUAACACCAAGCCAGUCAUAUAGCCUCUCAGUGACAUCAUCAAUGACGUUAUUGGGUCAGUGACGUCAUCGAUGACGUUAUUGGGUCAGUGACGUCAUCGAUGAUGCAAUUGGAUCGUUGACGUCAUCGAUGACGUUGUUGAGAUUUUCCCCCUUGGCGGCCCGGCAGGAGAGGCAAGCGAGCCGUAGCCCCAUCGCUGAAGCUCGACCCUUGGAGGACCAGCGUCGUGCCUCUUAUAUGGCUGACACGGUCCUGUGUAAUUGGAGGGUGACCUCGGGCACCGGGCGAGGGGGGCGGGGUAUGGCCCUGGCACCCCCCCCCCCAGUGCCAGCUCCCAGUACAAUAAUAAUGCAUUAAAAAGAUGAAAAAUCUGCC